Messenger RNA from Homarus americanus (American lobster), 1206 nucleotides. RefSeq names its product solute carrier family 23 member 2-like. The record is from RefSeq and is a predicted model, not a curated record. Gene Ontology annotation, biological process: transmembrane transport. Gene Ontology annotation, molecular function: transmembrane transporter activity. Lineage: Eukaryota; Metazoa; Arthropoda; Malacostraca; Decapoda; Nephropidae. Gene Ontology annotation, cellular component: membrane.
AUGCCUAACAUCAACCGUGCACCAGACCUCCGCCUCCUUAUUUUCCAGCUGGCCUAUCCUCCGCAGAACACCGUUCAUCACCAACACGCCAAACACUUCGCAGCCGCCAAGAUCUACAUCACUUUGGACAGUUAUCAAGCAAUACGAGCUAUCGGGGCAUUACUACGAUGGAUUAGUCCCCUGGUGAUUGUACCGACAGUCACUCUCAUUGGCUUUUCGCUGUACCCUGUCGCAGCUAGCAAGGCAUCCUCUCACUGGGGUAUCGCCUCUAUGUGCUGUGAGUAUCCUGUAGGUGUUGUGAGUAAUCCUGAAGGUGUUGUGAGUAAUCCUGAAGGUGUUGGGGAGUAUCCUGAAGGUCAGUGGGGGCUGCCUACAGUGAGCGUGGCAGGAGUGCUUGGUAUGUUGGCUGGUGUCCUCGCAAGCAUCGUGGAGAGCGUUGGUGACUACUUUGCUUGUGCUAGAUUGUCUGGAGCGCCGGCACCCCCCAAGCAUGCCAUCAACCGGGGUAUCUGGAUCGAGGGACUUGGCACUAUUCUGGCAGGGCUGUGGGGCACGGGGAGUGGCACCACUUCCUACUCCCAGAACGUCGGGGCCAUUGGUGUCACCAAGGUUGGGAGCCGUCGUGGUGCAGUCCAGCGCGCAGCUAUCACCCUGUGUGGCCUGGCAAAGGUCGGGGCUCUGCUCAUCACCAUCCCAGAGCCCAUCAUCGGCGGCAUCUUCUGUGUGUUCAUCAGCCUCCGUCGGCUCAACCUUCAGUACGUCGACCAACCUCCAGGAACUCAUUGGCUUUUUCUUCGGGAUGGCUCUGCCCAUGGGACGGACGAGGAGCGAGGGAUGGUGGCGUGGAAGGAUCAGUUAAAGCCCCCUAGUGAAGAAUCUGCCAUGGACCAUUCUUGUUAUAACCUUCCCGUAGGCAUGGACACCGUCAGGAGAUGGAAUUGGACGAGGUAUGUACCCAUAUCCCCUACGUUUAUCGGCUGGGGGUUCGUAAGGAAGAGGUGGACGGACGAGGAGCGAGGGAUGGUGGCGUGGAAGGAUCAGUUAAAGCCCCCUAGUGAAGAAUCUGCCAUGGACCAUUCUUGUUAUAACCUUCCCGUAGGCAUGGACACCGUCAGGAGAUGGAAUUGGACGAGGUAUGUACCCAUAUCCCCUACGUUUAUCGGCUGGGGGUUCGUAAGGAAGAGGUGUAUGAAAUCAUCAGCGUAG